GUUGUCGACAGUGGUGGUCAGCCUGUGCACGCCACUUGCUUGCUUGCUUGGACGAGCGACUUGAGUCAGGUCAGUUACCUCACCUUGCGGGGGCAAUUGGUGCAGCUGCACACGUCGCACGUGCACUUGCCCUGGGCAGCGAGAACCUCCGUCAGCUUAUCGUGUACGCUGAAAAGAGGGGAGGGGAAGAGAUGGGGAAUGCUCACCUGGUUGCAGGUGGUGCAGUCUUGGGUGUUGGAGCAGGUGCAGGCCAUCUUGUUUGCUUUCUUCUUGCGAGGAGGCUGUUUUAAGUUGGCUUGGCUUGGCUAGGCUUGACUAGGCUUGAUGAGGAGACAGUGGCGGAGGUGGUGGGUGGGAGAGAGAUGCUUCCUUUCCCCCUUGCUGGCACUAUGCUAUGCCCCCGGCUCUCUCUGCGCAUAAAAUGUCGCACGACACCCAAGGGAGAAGAGAUGCCGGGCCCGUGCGCGCCACUUUUUUCCACGUGGACGAGAGCGCGAGGUGGAGUCGCGCUCUUCUCCGGUUGGAAGACAGGCUGGAAGACUGGGAACGAGGAACGGCCAGCAAAGGAGACGGACGCUACGAGACGAUACAAAGAGGGACAGGGAGCGAUGGCGGCGCCGGUGCUGCUGGAAUGGAUGGCCGUCGCCGCGCUCUUUGUGGCCGCGUGGACGCACGUCGUGGUGGCGCCCUACUCCAAGGUCGAGGAGAGCUUCUCGGUGCAGGCGGUCCACGACAUGCUCGCGUACGGCCUCACGCCGGCCGGUCUCGCAGAGUACGACCACCUGCAUUUUCCCGGCGCCGUGCCGCGCUCGUUUGUGCCCCCGCUGUUCCUCUCGGCCCUCUGCUGGCCGCUCGUCUGGCUCGCACAGCCGCUCCUCCGCACCAGCGCCGACGUCCAGCUCCUCGUCCGGCUCGUGCUGGCGAGCCUGUAUGCCGCCUCGCUCGUCUUCUUCUCGCGCUGCUGCUUCCCACGUCGCUCCGCCGCCGCCGCCGGCACGCGCGUCGCCUUUCUCGCCGUGUCGGCCGUCCAGUUCUGGCCCCUCUUUUGGGCCGGCCGGACGACACCAAACGGCCUCGCGCAGCCCGCCGUCGUCGUCGCCCUCGGCCUCUUCUUCCGUGGAGGAGGAAGGAAGGGCAGCACGCGCCUCACAGCGCUCGCCCUGCUCACAGCGACAGCCACCGUGGCGCGCCUCGAGCUCGUCGGCCUCGUGGUGCCCGUCGCCCUUCUUAUUUGCUUCGUCAAUGCUCGCCCUGACGCAGCGAUGCGUGCGCUGGCCUCCGUCCUCGUCACCGGCUUCGUUUCUGGCCUUCUCUCUGCCGCGACGAGCAUCGUCGUCGACACCUACUUCUGGCGCCGCUCCUACGCCCUCGCCGGCGCCUUCUCCAUCGACGGCCAGCGGCGUGGCCCGUGCUGGCCCGAGCUCGAGGCCAUCCUCUUCAACGUCGUCGAGGGCCGCUCGGCCGAGUGGGGCGCCGAGCCGCGCAGCUUCUACCUCGUCGCCGCCCUGCCCCGCCUCGUCUCGCUGCCCCUCGUGCCCCUGUUUCUCAUCGCACUCGUCGGUGUGGCGGUGGAUCGAGCAGGCAGAGACAGACAAGGCACUGCCCUGCUCCUUGCUGCGAGCCACAUGGGCGUGCUGAGCCUCCUCGCCCACAAGGAGACGCGCUUCAUCGCCUACCUCUCGCCGCUCCUCAACCUCGUCGUCGCCCGCGCUGCCUCUUCCCUAUGGACGGGUCGCAAGACGGCACUGGCGCGCGUGCGCAGGGCCCUCGUCGUCGUCUCACUCGCCCUCGCCGCCGCCCACGCGGGCUUCGCGCUCUGGAUCAGCGCCCAGAACUACCCCGGCGGCGCCGCGCUCGAGCUCCUACACAGCACCGUGCCCGCGCACGAAAAUGUCACGGUCCACAUCGACGUGCUGCCGGCCAUGACGGGCGUAACGCGCUUCCAGUCGCUCCACCUCGCGCGCCCGCCCUCGUCAUUGUUAGUGAUUUCGCACAGCCGUAUCGAGGACCAGCAAUGGCCUGCGUGGACGUACGACAAGACCGAGGACCUCGACGCGGGCGCGCCCCAGUGGGCCACCUACACCCACCUCGUCGCAGACCAGCCCUGCGCCGCGGUCAACAGCGCUCCUGGUGCCGCCGGACCCCAUUUCGAGGCGCUGGUCGGCACAGGCCCCAUUGAGGCAUUUGAGCGACUCCAGCGACGCCGCCCGCGCGACAUUCUCGCCGCCCUUCGCAGUGCCCUCGGCCAAGGGUCCUCAUCGCCACCGCGAGCAGCAGCAGCAGCAGCAGCAGCAGCCGACGUGGUGGCCGCACUCAGCCCCGUCGUGAUGCAGCGCAGCGAGGCCGUGUGGCUCUGCCAGCGGGCCACAGCACCGUCGUCAGAGCCACUAAACAGAUAGAUAGAUUGGGGCGAAAGGGAACAUUUGGUAUUGCAGCAAUUAGAAUGUGUCUUUGUAAGGAAAACUGGGAAGGAAGCAGUAAUGUGGGGGAAGCAGGGCCGAUGAGUUUGAAUGCGGGGCCAGAAUUGAC
Messenger RNA from Acaromyces ingoldii, 2529 nucleotides. RefSeq lists its product as hypothetical. Gene Ontology annotation, molecular function: alpha-1,6-mannosyltransferase activity. The transcript has 5 exons. Gene Ontology annotation, biological process: protein N-linked glycosylation. The record is from RefSeq and is a predicted model, not a curated record. Gene Ontology annotation, cellular component: endoplasmic reticulum membrane. The coding region runs from base 363 to 2399 and encodes 678 amino acids. Lineage: Eukaryota; Fungi; Basidiomycota; Exobasidiomycetes; Exobasidiales; Cryptobasidiaceae.